ACGUCGGGGGCGGGGCCUAGAGGGAAGAGUAAGGCUCUCAGCCCAGGACUGCAGGGCCGUUGUUCAGUUGGGGGCGGAGCUAAGGGCUACUGGAGACCCAGUAGAUGAAGGCAAGGCUCGGUAGGGGGCAGGGUUUAGAGGCGCUGAGGGAGUGUCCUAACAGGAAUGUGGUGCAACUGUGAGGGCCGGGUUAGGGUUGUGGAAGUGACUGGGAGGGGCAAGUCGGGCGGAGCGGGUGGGCGGAGGUUAUCCGGGGUCGGACUGAGGAAGGCCGACCUAGGCCUAGGGACGGGCGGUGGCGGCAGGGGGGUCAGGCUUGUAACAUUUGGAUUCACGCCGUGCUGUCGCCAUGACAGAGCAGACCUACUGUGACCGGCUGGUCCAGGACACACCUUUCCUGAUGGGCCACGGGCGCCUGAGUGAGCAGCAGGUGGACAAGAUCAUCCUCCAGCUGAACCGCUAUUACCCCCAGAUCCUCAGCAACAAGGAUGCAGAAAAGUUCCGGAACCCCAAGGCAUCCCUGCGUGUGCGGCUGUGUGACCUCUUGGGCCAUCUACAACGUAGCAACGAGAGGGAUUGCCAGGAGUUCUACCGAGCUCUAUACUCCACGCCCAGCCCCUGCACCGCUGCCUGCCCAGCGACGCACCUUGCGACCAUGGCCUUUCUGGCCUGUCUCGGCCUGGCUGCGGGGCUGGCACUCCCUCAUCUAUGCUGCCCUUCAGACUCCAAGGUGCUGCCAAAGGCCCGGCGUGUCCUGGGCUUCUCCCCCAUCAUUGUGGACAGGCACGUCAGCCGCUUUCUGCUGGCCUUCCUGACAGAUAACCUGGGGGGCCUUUGAUGGACCAGGCCCCUGCUGGCCAUCUCACACCAAGAGCCCCAACGUUCCACCCACCCAGGGUCCUACUGCUUUUUCUAAAAUGCUUAUAUUUCACUUUACAAUUAUUGUUCUCACUUUACAAUUACUGUAAGAAGCACUUCACCUACUCCUUACAAUGGUGGUCAGUGAUAUUAAAGUGGGAAUCUUCUUCUUUCUGUCAGGAGUGUUUUCUGGAUAAUUCUAAUUUGAGACUGCAUAUGCCCCUAGCAGAGGCUGACCCUGAGGGCUCUCGGAGUUCCUUAAUAGCCUGGCACCAGGUCAUGUUCAGGCCACACUCCCAGUCACUGUGGGACUGGGCCCCACCCUUCUUCUACCUGCUCUAGCCCCUGUACCCAGAUAUCCUCCCACCCCACUGUUCCC
This is a messenger RNA of Phyllostomus discolor (pale spear-nosed bat), 1237 nucleotides long. RefSeq names its product caspase recruitment domain family member 19 (gene CARD19). Gene Ontology annotation, cellular component: mitochondrion. Bases 350 to 838 code for a protein of 162 amino acids. The record is from RefSeq and is a predicted model, not a curated record. Lineage: Eukaryota; Metazoa; Chordata; Mammalia; Chiroptera; Phyllostomidae. The transcript has 5 exons.